ACAACAACAACAACUCUUCUUCCCUUUCUUUCUCUUUCUCUCUCUUUCUCUUUCUCUCUCAUUCGCUCUCUUUUUCCAACUGUUUCAUGCAAAGCCAUUUCUAGGGUUUUUUUUUUUUUUUCCAGUUCUCUCCAUUCACUCUUUCAAUUCCGUAAUCGCUGCAAAGGUACUUCGUCGCUAUGGCAUUCCAAGCCAAGAAGCUCAUCAACAAUCCCGAUGAUGUUGUGACUGAAUUCAUUGAAGGCCUUGUGGAGACGUACCCUGGUUUACAGUACUUAGAUGGAUUUCCUCAGGUGAAGGUUGUAUUACGUGCAGAUGUUUCAAGUGCAACAAAUGAUAAAGUUGCAGUCAUAUCAGGGGGAGGAAGUGGCCAUGAGCCUGCUCAUGCUGGAUAUGUGGGAGAAGGAAUGCUGACAGCAGCUAUCUGUGGAGAUGUCUUUGCUUCCCCACCAGUUGAUUCAAUCCUAGCUGGGAUACGAGCUGUAACUGGACCUAUGGGAUGUCUUCUGAUUGUGAAGAAUUACACUGGUGACCGAUUGAACUUUGGUUUGGCUGCUGAGCAAGCAAAAGUUGAAGGUUAUAAAGUUGAGACUGUAAUUGUUGGUGAUGAUUGUGCACUACCACCGCCUCGAGGGAUUGCUGGGAGAAGGGGCUUGGCAGGGACUAUUUUGGUUCAUAAGGUUGCAGGGGCAGCUGCUGCUGCUGGCCUUCCUCUUGCUAAGGUUGCUGCAGAAGCAAAACAUGCCUCUGAAUUGGUGGGGACAAUGGGUGUUGGUUUAACUGUGUGCACACUUCCUGGUCAAGUUACAUCAGAUCGUUUGGGCCCAGGGAAGAUAGAACUGGGGCUUGGAAUUCAUGCAGAACCUGGUGCAGCUGUUGCUGAUCUUCAGCCAGUGGAUGUGGUGGUUUCUCAUGUUCUGAAUCAAAUAUUGUCCACGGAAACGAACUACGUUCCAAUAACUCGAGGUGGUAGAGUGAUCCUCAUGGUCAAUGGGCUUGGUGGCACCCCUUUGAUGGAGCUAAUGAUUGCAGCAGGAAAGGCAGUUCCAAGAUUGCAGCUAGAGCAUGGGCUGGCUGUUGACAGAGUUUACACAGGGACAUUUAUGACAUCCCUUGAUAUGGCAGGUUUCUCGAUAUCUAUCAUGAGGGCUGAUCCACCUAUUCUUGAGCGAUUAGAUGCCAGUACCAAAGCACCGUCUUGGCCUGUUGGAGUUGAUGGUGUUCACCCGCCUACUAAGAUUCCUAUUCCAGUCCCGCCAUCUCCAUCAGCAAAGGGCGAUGAGCCACAGAGACGACCUCUACAGCUAAGUGAGCAAGGCCAAGUCCUUGAGAUUGCUAUUGAAACCGCUGCAAAUGUUAUUCUAGAUCUUAAGGACAGCCUAAAUGAUUGGGACAGUAAAGUUGGUGAUGGUGACUGUGGAUCAACUAUGUAUAGAGGCGCAAAAGCCAUUCUGGAGGACAUAAAAAACUAUCCUCUGAACGAUGCUGCAGAAACUGUCAAUGAAAUUGGAUCCACAAUUCGAAGAGCCAUGGGAGGAACAAGUGGAAUCAUAUAUACAAUUUUCUGCAAGGCAGCAUAUACACAGCUGAAACCAAGCUCUGGUUCUGUUGUCACGCCAAAACAAUGGGCUGAGGCACUUGCGGCUUCCAUUGCUGCUGUUAGUAAAUAUGGGGGUGCCAGUGCUGGUUAUAGAACCCUGCUAGAUGCCCUUCUUCCAGCAUCAUCGGUUCUUCAAGAGAAAUUAAAUGCUGGGGAGGAUCCUAUCACUGCUUUUGUUCUGUCUUCUGAGGCUGCAUUAACUGGAGCUGAGUUAACCAAGAAAAUGCAAGCACAGGCUGGGCGUUCUACUUACGUGUCUUCAGAGUUGCUUUCAACAGUUCCUGACCCUGGUGCCAUGGCUGUGGCAACGUGGUACAGGGCUGCAGCUCUAGCUGUCCAGCAAAAAUACAAGAGUUAGGCUACGUGCAAUUAAGCUCUUCAUGCGGAUUUAGCCAAGUUUUGUUCCGGAUUUUGUAUCCUUUUAACCAUUGGGCUCUCCGCUUAUGUUUUUUUUUGCAUAAAGCUGAGAGAGCGAUUGCAUAUACGCCAAAUUUUACAGUGGAUGUAAAUUUCAAAAACUUGAUAACUACAGUCGGACAAUGAUAUACAUCUAUCUCAUUGUGAGCCCUGUGCUUGUAAUAUUCAUCGUUGGUUUAUUCAUUCUUUUAUGCUCAUUUUUUUUACCCUA
Messenger RNA from Arachis duranensis, 2228 nucleotides. Its product is annotated as putative 3,4-dihydroxy-2-butanone kinase. The coding region runs from base 180 to 1958 and encodes 592 amino acids. The record is from RefSeq and is a predicted model, not a curated record. Gene Ontology annotation, molecular function: ATP binding; glycerone kinase activity. The transcript is spliced from 20 exons. Lineage: Eukaryota; Viridiplantae; Streptophyta; Magnoliopsida; Fabales; Fabaceae. Gene Ontology annotation, cellular component: cytosol. Gene Ontology annotation, biological process: glycerol catabolic process.